AUCAAGAGUUGUUUCAGAUAUAAAUAGCUAGACAUAUGUUUAUUCAUUUAUUGAAGACAUUACAUUCAUGAAGAUGAAUCGCAAAAUUGAUAUUAAAUAUACUCAGUUAUUUAUUAAUAAUAACUUUGUGGAUUCAGUAAGUGGUAAAAAGUUUUCUACUAUAAAUCCAGCUAAUGGUACUGUUAUUGUAGAAGUUUCUGAAGGUGAUAAGGCAGAUGUAGAUAAGGCAGUUGCAGCUGCAAAAGAAGCAUUUAACAGAAAAUCAAAAUGGCGAACAAUGGAUGCAUCUAUUCGUGGAAAUCUUAUGAAUAAAUUUGCAGAUCUUAUUGCAAGAGAUUUGGAAUAUAUUGCAACUCUUGAAACUUUAGAUAAUGGAAAAACAUAUUCAGAUGCCCUUUUUGAUAUAGAAGCAAGUAUACAAACAAUUCGUUAUUAUGCUGCAUGGUGUGAUAAAAUCUUUGGAGAUACUAUUCCAGCAGAUGGAAAAUUUAUUUCACUUACCCGCAAAGAACCAAUAGGUGUAGUGGGUCAAAUUAUUCCUUGGAAUUAUCCUUUUCUUAUGUUAGCAUGGAAAUGGGGUCCCGCUUUAGCUACUGGAUGUACCAUUGUUUUGAAACCAGCUGAGCAAACUCCUUUAAGUGCACUUUAUGCUGCAGCACUUACUAAAGAAGCUGGUUUUCCACCUGGUGUAAUAAAUGUUAUUACUGGUUAUGGUCCAACAGCUGGUGCUGCUAUUGCUGAACAUCCAGAAAUUAAUAAGAUUGCAUUUACAGGAUCUACAGAAGUUGGUCAUUUAAUAAUGGCAGCUUCUGCUAAAAGUAAUCUUAAACGGGUUUCUCUUGAAUUGGGUGGCAAAAGUCCUUUAGUUAUUUUUGAUGAUGUUGACAUUAAAGAAGCAGCUGAAAUUGCUUUCAAUGCAAUAUUUACUAAUCACGGACAAAAUUGUUGUGCUGGUUCACGUACGUUUGUACAUGCUAAAAUCUAUGAUCAGUUUGUUAAUCAUGCUAAACAAUUAGCAUCACAAAGAAAAGUCGGUGAUCCUUUUAAUUCUGAGACUCAACAAGGACCCCAAAUUGAUGAAGAAAUGUUUCAUAAAGUCUUAGGAUUAAUUAAAUCAGGAAAGGAAGAAGGAGCUGUAUUGGAAACUGGGGGAGAACGUCAUGGAAGUAUUGGUUAUUUCAUUAAGCCAACUGUUUUUUCAAAUGUAACUGAUACUAUGAGAAUUGCAAAAGAAGAAAUAUUUGGACCUGUUCAAUCUAUUUUAAAAUUUGAAACAAUGGAUGAAGUUAUUGAGCGUGCAAACAAUACAAAUUAUGGCCUUGCUGCUGGAGUUCUUACUAAAAAUAUUGAUAAAGCUUUAACAUUCGCACAAGCAGUGGAAGCUGGAAGUGUUUGGAUAAAUUGUUAUGAUGCUGUUACACCUCAAACUCCAUUUGGUGGAUUUAAACAAUCAGGAAUAGGUCGUGAACUUGGUGCAGAAGGAUUAAAAGAAUAUCUUGAAACUAAAACAAUAUCUAUUAAAGUAUCAAGUAAUUAAAAAAGAUAUAUAUAGAUACAAUCAUAAUCUAUAUUACAUGAAGUUAAAUUUAUAUUUUAAAAAAAUUAUUAUAUUAUAUUAUAUAUUCUUAUAAUUUCAUGUACAAAUAUAUAUAUAUUUUUAUUAAAUUGUUAAUAAAAUAAUAUAAUGGGUAAAAAAUACAAAUUUUUAAUUGUAUAAUU
This is a messenger RNA of Apis dorsata (giant honeybee), 1719 nucleotides long. RefSeq names its product retinal dehydrogenase 1. NCBI's taxonomy places the organism in Eukaryota, Metazoa, Arthropoda, Insecta, Hymenoptera, Apidae. The record is from RefSeq and is a predicted model, not a curated record. The transcript is spliced from 10 exons. Gene Ontology annotation, molecular function: aldehyde dehydrogenase (NAD+) activity. Bases 68 to 1537 code for a protein of 489 amino acids.